GACGAACCCGUCCGCGCCGUCAACACCAGGACGCCAACACCAUCACGCAGCCGCUCCUUCCCAUCUCGCGCGACAGACUGCGCAUCGCAUCUCAUACCAAUACCGCCCAGUCAGAGCUCGCCCGUCUGUCCUCGAUCUCAUUCCUCGACCCUCGGCCCGCCGCCCGCCCGCCCGCCCGGGCUCAACGCGCGUCAUGAAUCCCGCCCAGGGCCAGCAGGGCCAGCCGGGCCAGGCAGCCCAGCCGGGCCAGUCCGGGGCGGCUCCGCAGCCGCAGCAGCGGCCUCCCAUGUACCAGCCGCAGCAGAUCCGCAACCUGCCCAUGCUGAGCGAGGACGAGAAGAACAAGUACGAGGCCGGCCUCCGCGGGCUGUGGAACAAGGCCAACAGCUCGCCGGCCGGGAGCAACGACCAGAACGCCGCCAGGAUGAAGAUCAUCGAGUUCUCCCGGAUGCUCAUCACCAAGAUCCAGCAGCGCCGCAGCCAGAUCCAGCAGCACCAGCAACAACACGUCGCCCAGCAGCCGGGCCAGCAGCAACAACAGCAGCCGGCCCAGACACCGGUCCGGCCGCCGUCGGCGCCGCAGCCGCCGCAAAAACGUCCCCAGCCGCCGCAGACGCAGCCAGCCCAGCCGGCACAGACACCGGCGCAGACGCAGGCGCAAGCGCAGGCACAAGCCCAGCAGCAGCAGCAGCAGCAGCAACAACAACAACAAAACAAGGAGCAGGCGAGUGCCGGCGCGCCCCAGGGCGAAGGCUCCGCGGCCGCAGCCCCGACGCCCGCGCAGACCGCCACCGCUGCCGCCGCCACCGCUCCCCCCGCGCAGCGGCUCAAGUUCCCCGACCACAUCAUGCAGCACAUGAACCGGCUCAACAUCCGGCCGCCGCCGAGCAUGGCGGGCAAGACGCCGGCCGAGGUCGCCAAGUGGACCGAGGACAUGAGGGACCGCUAUGGACGGGCCCUGUGGACCAUGGAAAACGGCAAGACCAAGAUCGCGUCCAUCGAGAAGCACAUCAAGGACAGAGCCGCCGCGGGCAACCCGCUCAAGGAGGACGAGGCGCGCCAGCUGCAGCAGCGCAAGGAGCAGCAGGCCAAGCUGUACACGGACGCGCACAAGUGGGUGGAAACGUUCAGGAAGACCCAGGAGAGCCUCCAGCCAAACACCCAAGGAGGCCAGAGCGGCGCCGCGGGAGCUGCUGCCGCGGGUCCCGCCGCCGCCGCCGCGCAGCAGGCCACGCCGGUUCCGGCUCCGACCAGGCCGCAGCCGCCGAACCAGGGCGGCGCGGCGACGCCCGCAAAGGCGGCGCUCGAGGCGGCCAAGCAUCAGCAGCAGAUGGCCGCGGCGAGUCGGGCCUCCCCGGCCAACGGAGCCCUCGCGCCGGCCCAGGCACAGGGGCAGCCCCGACCUACGCCCCCAAACGCCGCCGCCGCCGCCGCUGCCCAGCAGCCCACGCAGGCGCCGCCGCCCACGCAGGCUCAACCGCAGGCUCAACCGCAGGCGCAAAAGACGGAGCAGGCGCACCCGCCGCCGGUCAACACGGCCCUCGCAUCGACCAUGGCCGCGCAGGCGCAGGCGCAGGCGCAGCAGGCGCAGACGCAAGCGCAGACGCCCGGGUCGCAGGCACAGGGCGCCGCGCGGGUGCAGACGCCGCAGUCGUCGACGCCCGCCACGGCCGCCGGGCCAACGCGCGCACUCAGUCACUCGGCCGCCAUGUCACUCGCGAACCAGAGAGCCGCCGGAAGCACCCCGGGCAGCGCACCCGUUCAGCAGCAGCAGCCUGGCGUCGGCACCCCAACGUCGGCGACGGGACCUAUGAAUGCCAGCGCCGUGCAGCAGCAGCAGCAGCAGGGUCACCCCCACGCACACCCGACACAGCAGACAGGCAUCCAAGCAAAGAUGCCCAUCUCCAAGCAGCUCCCGGAAAAGGCCACGGCCGUGCCGCAGGGCGUGACGCUGGGAGGCGGCGUCAGCGCCGGCCGACCGACCAUGUCGCAGGGCACGGGCACGCUCGGCGGCGUUAUGAACCAGCCGCCCGUGGCCCGCAUCCCGGCCUACAACCACGACGCCGAGGGCGACCACGUGCUCAGCAAGAAGAAGCUCGACGAGCUCGUCCGGCAGGUGUGCGGCGGCACGGGCGAGGGCCAGGAGGGCAACCUCUUGUCGCCCGACGUGGAAGAGAACAUCCUCAACAUGGCCGACUCGUUUGUGGACAACGUGCUGCACUCGGCGUGCCGCAACGCCAAGGAGCGCGGCUCCAAGGUGCUCGAGAUUCGCGACAUCCAGCUGAUCCUGGAGCGCACGUACAACAUCCGCGUCCCGGGCUACUCGUCGGACGAGCUGCGGACGGUGCGCAAGGUGCAGCCGUCGCCGGGCUGGAUCGCCAAGAUGAGCGCCGUGCAGGCGGCCAAGGUGAUGCCGGGCAAGGGGGAGCUCUGAGCACGACGUGCGUGGACGGUUUGCGACUGGGGCUGGACACUGGCGUUUUGGAGCGGGACGGCUGGACUGGGCUACGGCUCUACUUUACGAGGGCGAUGGCGUUGACCGUUUAGAUUGCAGAGGCGAUCAGGAGUCCGAAGCUGAUUUUGGCAUGCCCCGUCUGGCCAUGCGAUG
This is a messenger RNA of Purpureocillium takamizusanense, 2608 nucleotides long. RefSeq names its product Transcription initiation factor TFIID subunit 12 (gene TAF12). Gene Ontology annotation, biological process: RNA polymerase II preinitiation complex assembly; DNA-templated transcription initiation. Lineage: Eukaryota; Fungi; Ascomycota; Sordariomycetes; Hypocreales; Ophiocordycipitaceae. The record is from RefSeq and is a predicted model, not a curated record. The transcript is spliced from 2 exons. Gene Ontology annotation, cellular component: SAGA complex; SLIK (SAGA-like) complex; transcription factor TFIID complex. Bases 194 to 2434 code for a protein of 746 amino acids. Gene Ontology annotation, molecular function: DNA binding; TBP-class protein binding; protein heterodimerization activity.